Onthophagus taurus is the source of this 2513-nucleotide messenger RNA. Lineage: Eukaryota; Metazoa; Arthropoda; Insecta; Coleoptera; Scarabaeidae. The record is from RefSeq and is a predicted model, not a curated record.
UUUCUCUUACAAUCACAUAAUUUAAAUUUCUGUUCCACGAUAAAGAACAAAGACAUGCCGUCUUGUGGUUCGAAAAAGGUCUUAAGGAUGUUGAAACACCGAUUAACUUGAAUAUGUAUCCGGUUGAAGUGGAGUAUGAAGAAAAUCGGAUUUAUGAAAAUGUUUGUCAAGGAAUCUACCAAGGUGGUAAUUUAGCAAUUGAUAUAACUUGGGCAGGUGGUGAAGAUAUCAAAACAAUAACGAAUAUUGUUGGAAUUCCAUACAUAAAAAUAGAUAUUAGUAUAGGACUUUUCAUAGAACUUCUUGACAAGUAUUUAGAUCAAAGGAAUGCCACCGAUGUAGCUAUGUUAUUUCAAGAUUCCAAUCGCCUUGAUGAAGCACUUUAUUAUUGGGUGCUUUCUGAUAAACCAAGAUUAAUUCUUAUGGAUGUCUUAAAUAAAACUACAAUUGAACAUUUGAAAAGUAUAAGACCAAUGCCGAGCUUUUAUGCGAUUCUUACUACUUCAGCUGCUUUACCACCACUUCUUAAUCUUGCUGUUGAAUCUGGUUUGGCUUCAUUAAUCGAAAGAUGGAACAUAGUACUAUUAGAUUUUUCCAAUGCAAAUUUAGAUGACCUUUCUUCCCACGAAUCUUUAACAAUUUUAAGUUUAGAUAAAAGUUUAUGUUGUUCUUUAUUAAACACACCCAAUUGUCAAUGUCCUUCUGAUUUUAUAAUACAAAAGGAAUUAAAUGUUUACCCUAUAAAACCAGAAUGUAAUUCAACACUUGAUACAAAUGUUUUAGAAGAAUUUAAUGAUCAUCUUUCUUCAGAACUACAACAAAAAAAUUUUAUUACCAAAACAAACGAUACUCUUCGUUUAAUACUUAAAGGUGAAUUCUAUUCAGUUCGUGAUGAAAGUGUUGAAAAAUUGGGCAGUUAUGAUGAGGUUUCUGGAGUUUCUUGGGAACAUUCAGAAGGGCCUUUAAAAAUUAAACGUUAUUUUCGAAUUGGAAUAACUCACGCAAUUCCUUGGGCUUAUAAAAAAUUUACUAAAAACGGCGAAUUCGUUUGGGAAGGAUAUUGUGUUGAUUUUGCUGAAAAACUUUCUCAAUUAAUGGAUUUUAAGUACGAUUUGGUAGAACCUAAACAAGGUAGUUUUGGUGUUAAGAAUAAAAAUGGUGUUUGGGAUGGUUUAGUGGGUGAUUUACAAACUGGCGAAACUGAUUUAGCCAUCGCAGCAAUUGUUAUGACAGCUGAUAGGGAAGAAGUUGUCGAUUUUGUUCCUCCUUAUUUCGAUCAAUCAGGAAUAUCUAUCGUCAUGAGAAAACCAAUAGUUAAAACAUCAUUAUUUAAAUUUAUGACCGUUUUAAAACUAGAAGUAUGGUUAAGUAUUGUAGCAGCUUUAACAGUUACCGGUUUUUUAAUUUGGUUCUUGGAUAAAUACUCACCUUAUAGUGGUCAAAAUAAUAAAGAAAAAUAUCCGUAUCCAUGCAGGGAAUUUACUCUUAAGGAAAGCUUUUGGUUCGCAUUAACAUCCUUUACACCUCAAGGAGGUGGUGAAGCUCCAAAAUCACUCUCUGGAAGAGCUUUAGUUGCAGCUUAUUGGUUAUUUGUGGUAUUAAUGUUAGCUACAUUUACUGCAAAUUUAGCUGCAUUUUUAACAGUCGAAAGAAUGCAAACUCCAGUUCAAUCUUUGGAUCAAUUAGCAAAACAAUCCAGAAUAAACUACACCGUUGUAGAAAGUUCUGAUACUCAUGAAUAUUUCAUCAAUAUGAAAAAUGCUGAAGACACUUUAUACAGAUUAUGGAAAGAAUUAACAUUAAAUGCUUCAACUGACGGAACUCAAUAUAGAGUAUGGGAUUAUCCAGUUAGAGAACAAUACGGUCAUAUUCUCUUAGCAAUAAACGAUUCGAUUCCCGUUAAAACCGCUGCGGAAGGUUUUAAAAAAGUAAACGAACGUACCGAUGCUGAUUUCGCUUUUAUUCACGAUUCGGCUGAAAUAAAAUAUGAAAUCAGCAAAAAUUGUAAUUUUACUGAAAUCGGUGAAGUAUUCGCUGAAAAACCAUAUGCAAUUGCCGUUCAACAAGGAAGCUACAUAACCGAUGAACUAAGCAGACAAAUUCUAACAUUGCAAAAGGAUAGAUUUUUUGAUUAUCUUCAAUCAAAAUAUUGGAAUAAUUCUUUAAGAACUGAAUGUGAGGAUAAUGAAGAUAAUGAAGGGAUUACACUAGAAAGUUUAGGUGGUGUUUUUAUUGCGACACUUUUUGGAUUAGCUUUGGCAAUGUUAACAUUAAUUGGUGAAGUAAUUUAUUACCGGCGAAAAAGGAAGAAUAGGAAGGUUACCGAUAUCAGUAAGAAAAAAGGAAUUAAAACAAUUUCGGUAAAUCCAAAACCAAAUGUGAUCACUUUUGGAAGUUCUUUUAAACAACGAAAACCAAACAUUAAUCGUUUAUCACCGACGACAACUCAAGCUUUAUGGGAUUCGUUGGGAAAAGCAGAUCAUGAUAAACCACCACACCAAUUCACUAAUUAA